Malania oleifera is the source of this 2186-nucleotide messenger RNA. RefSeq names its product DEAD-box ATP-dependent RNA helicase 41-like. NCBI's taxonomy places the organism in Eukaryota, Viridiplantae, Streptophyta, Magnoliopsida, Santalales, Ximeniaceae. Gene Ontology annotation, molecular function: ATP binding; RNA binding; RNA helicase activity. The record is from RefSeq and is a predicted model, not a curated record. The coding region runs from base 440 to 2050 and encodes 536 amino acids. The transcript has 4 exons.
GGCGGUGAUACACACAGAAAAAACGGUAAAUAGAGAGAGAGAGGGCAUUUCUCUCUAAAAGUAAAUUCAGGACCUUACAUUCAUGCCUCGCUCUCUCUUCCUCUUCCUCUUCCUCUUCCUCUUCCUUCUCGAACGCUGAGUCUCUCAGACUCGCCUUCCCUUUGAUUCUUUUCUGUCUUGGUUUAUGAGAAAGCAGAAGAAUUCCAGUUUUUAUUUUUUCCGACCUGAAGCAACCGUUGGUAGACGACUUCCGAAGAAGGGCGCCCUUGCAGCCCUUCUUUCACCAGGAAAUAGCUGAAGGUGCCGAAAGAGCUUAGUUCUUCUUUCGAUGAAACUGGGAAGCGGCAGCGUCCUUCCGUCUCACUUAUUUCGAGCAAUUGUGUGGACCUUUUGCUGCUGCAUGGUUCUAUUCUGUUAAUUGGUGUUUGUAGCAAAAGUCAUGGAUGACGGAAACAAACUUGAUGGAUGGCAGAGCUCAACGUCAGCAGUGGAUGUUGCUGAUGCCACAGUCCCUGAGGCUGUGGAUAAUGUGAAGGAGAGGUGUUGGGAUCAGAGGGAAGCUCUUCCGGGGGAGCCUCGAUGUGUUAUAUGUGGCCGCUAUGGUGAGUAUAUAUGUCACGAGACAGAUGAUGAUAUUUGCAGCUUGGAAUGUAAGCAGGCAGCUUUACACAGGACUGCCAACUCCCUGUUGCCAGCUGGUUGUUUGCCUGUUGUAAGACUACCGACAACUGAUGAGUGCUUUUAUGUUAGGGAUAUUGAUGAUAAAACCGAACCUGGAGGUUUGAGUAGUUAUCAGACUGAAUUUCUCAGAAGGAAAUUUGAAAUCUGUGUGAAAGGAGACUUUGUUCCAGACCCUGUAAUGUCAUUCUCUUCUUGCAAUCUGCCUCCAAAACUUCUGCAAAAUAUGGAUGCAUCUGGAUAUGAAAUGCCUACACCUGUCCAAAUGCAAGCAAUACCUGCUGCUUUGAUUGGAAAAAGUCUGCUUGUUUCUGCUGGCACGGGCUCAGGGAAAACGGGUUCCUUUCUGAUACCUGUAGUUUCUUUCUGUGUGAAAUUUCGUCCUGAGCGCACUUCAAACCAGAAGAAGCCGCUAGCAAUGGUUCUGACGCCAACUAGAGAGCUCUGUAUGCAGGUGGAAGAACAAGCGAAGUUGCUUGGAAAAGGAUUGCCCUUUAAAACUGCCCUUGUGGUUGGUGGUGACGCGAUGGCCAAACAAUUCCACCGCAUUGAACAAGGGGUGGAACUUAUUGUAGGAACUCCGGGCAGGCUUAUAGAUCUUUUAACAAAGCAUAACAUUGAAUUAGAUGAUGUUUCAAUUCUUGUUCUUGACGAGGUAGACUGCAUGCUUCAGAGGGGUUUCCGUGAUCAAGUAAUGCAAAUUUUCAGAGCUCUUUCACAACCACAGGUUUUGAUGUGUUCCGCAACUAUAUCACAGGAGGUUGAUAAGAUGGUAAAUUCAUUGGCAAAAGAUUUAGUUUUUGUUUCCGUGGGAAAGCCAAACAAACCAAGUAUGGCUGUUAAGCAAAUAGCUAUUUGGGUUGAGUCAAAGCAAAAAAAGAAAAAGCUUUUUGACAUUUUAAUGAGCAAGUGGCAUUUCACACCACCAGUUGUUGUGUUUGUGGGGUCGAGACUUGGAUCAGAUCUCCUUGCUGAAGCAAUAUCCUUCACCACUGGGAUGAAAGCCUUAUCAAUCCAUGGGGAAAAGCCCAUGCAGGAGAGGAGAGAAAUAAUGAGGUCAUUUUUGGCGGGGGAUGUACCUGUGAUUGUGGCCACUGGGGUUUUGGGUCGGGGAGUUGAUCUUUUGUUUGUAAGACAGGUUAUAGUGUUUGACAUGCCAAACUCCAUCAAAGAGUAUGUCCAUCAGAUUGGAAGGGCAUCCAGAUUGGGAGAGGAGGGUAGGGCAAUUUUGUUUGUGAAUGAGGAGAAUAAAACUAUUUUUCCAGAGUUGGUUGAACUAUUGAAGUCUUCUGGAGCUGCUAUUCCUCAGGAGCUUAAUUCACGGUGCACAACCAUAGGCAAGGGCCAGAAGAAAAGGAAGCUUGGUUGCUGAAAAUUUUGAAUUUUUUCUUUUAGCUUGCCUAUUUAUAGUUCAGCUUAUUACAAUUAUUUUAGAUCUUAUUAGAACAUGAAUGAGAGAAACUUGGGAAAAGAAUAUAUUCCACAGGCACGUUAUAUUGAUUGUGGCA